Messenger RNA from Hypoxylon fragiforme, 450 nucleotides. RefSeq names its product histidine-phosphotransfer domain, HPT domain-containing protein. Gene Ontology annotation, biological process: phosphorylation; phosphorelay signal transduction system. Lineage: Eukaryota; Fungi; Ascomycota; Sordariomycetes; Xylariales; Hypoxylaceae. The transcript has 3 exons. The record is from RefSeq and is a predicted model, not a curated record. Gene Ontology annotation, molecular function: protein histidine kinase binding; histidine phosphotransfer kinase activity. Bases 1 to 450 code for a protein of 149 amino acids. Gene Ontology annotation, cellular component: nucleus; cytoplasm.
AUGCCUACUAACGAUCAGAGCGAUGAUGUUCAUGACACCAGCAACCUACCAGACCUUGGGGAUGCGAUCGACAUCGUGACUUUUAGUCAGAUUCUAGAGAUGGACGAUAGUGAGGAUGACCGUGAAUUCAGUAAAUCCAUUGUCUUUGGUUUCUUUGAGCAGGCCGAGGAGACCUUUGAGAAAAUGGACACGGCCUUGGAGUCUCGAAAUCUUGAGGAGCUGUACCGACUCGGCCAUUUCUUGAAGGGCUCUUCUGCGACGCUUGGCCUAACCAAGGUCAAGGACAGCUGUGAGAAAAUCCAGCGAUACGGCAAGAAGGAAAACCUCGACGGCACACCGGAGACGGAUGAGACGCUUUGCCUUACCCGAGUUACGGAGACACUUAAGACGGUCAAGGCAGAAUAUGCCGAUGUAGAGCAAACGCUCAAGAAUUUCUUCAGCACCACCUAG